Messenger RNA from Phlebotomus papatasi, 3908 nucleotides. RefSeq lists its product as uncharacterized. Bases 598 to 1356 code for a protein of 252 amino acids. The transcript is spliced from 5 exons. The record is from RefSeq and is a predicted model, not a curated record. Lineage: Eukaryota; Metazoa; Arthropoda; Insecta; Diptera; Psychodidae.
GAGCAUCUCAUUUCAAUGGAUGAGAGUACUCUCCAGAAGAUUUUUUCCGAAGAUGCUUUUCUUGGUGACCUUCUUCUCUUCAGAGUUAACUUGAAAGAAUGGAGAACACGAAAUAAAGUAAGUCUUUUUGAAAUUAUUAACAAAAAUUUUGAAAAACAUAACCUCUUUUCAUUUUAGGUUCCGGAUAACUAGAAUGUUGAAAGCACAAAUCGCAGCAAAUUGGUUUUACAUGAUCUGCUGCAAACUAAUGUAAAGGGAAAUAUCAUCCUCAAGAAGUCUGGCAGUGGGAGGUUACUAUCCCAGAGAGAAAGAAAUGACUUGUCAGGCUUGAUAAUCGAAGAACAUCUAAAGUAUUCUCCUAAAAUCUCCCCGAGAACUCUAAAGAAAUACGCGAGGGAAAUAAAAGAAUUGUUUCCAUCAGAAGAUGAAGAGGUGUACUAUAAAGCACGACCCCCAAAUUCCAAGCAAAAUCCAACGGGGAAACUGUACAACAAGUAUAAAAACACUGUAAGGAAAUACAAGGUUCACAACGAAACAUCUACAGAAGACAAUGUUGGUCCUGAGAUAAACGAAGAACCAGUCAGUUCAGAUGCAUUCAUGGACGACAUUGGCUGGCUCCAGGAGCAUGAUGAACCUUGGAGUGAUGUUGUAAACAAAUGGCAAGCAACAUUCAUCUGGAGGAUCAACGAAAUGCAAGAACAAAGAGAUGCGGCUUCACUCAACACCUUUUUGAAUAAAUGGCCUGCAUUGAAUGUAUGCAGAAGUUUCGAAUUGAUUGACCUCGAUUUCAAAACAAUGUUUCCGGAUAUUGAAGAAACAUCACCAGAUAAGUUCAAAGAAAUGAAGGAAAAGCUUUUGCCUAUCUUUAAUCUUGACAUCAAAGAUAAGUUCAACAAAGGACUUCUUGGAAAACUUUCAGCUUCAAAUAACGAAGAUUCUCAAAUCUGCAUAAUGAGUAUGCUCAUAAACGCUUUGAUUAUUCCGAAUCGAGAACCAGGCAAUAAGAAACCAUCCAUCAGUGCAGCUCAACAAGAGAUGAUUGUUAGACUGCCAUCUUCCCGAGAUUUGGAGGCCUUUCGAAAUGAAACUACCGGCACUGAUAUCAAGAUCAUCGUAAUUGGUGAAACUUUGACGGAUCUAACUGACUUUUAUGUUAAUUGUGGGGCAAUACUUUUCAAAACGCCAUCGAUGUCUAAGGCACUGGAUAUUGGUAUAAAGUUGAGUAUAAUGUUUACGAUUGGGUACUCUCGCAAAUGUAAGUUCGCUUGGGAGCUAUUGGAAGCCUAUUACUUCGGUUCAUUGUCUACAAGGACAUUUGAUCCAAAAGUUCAAAACGUUCUGAAUAAGCUCAGUUGAACAAAAUGUAUCUGACUUGCUUCAUUUGCAGAACCCAAUUUAAAGAAUGUACUCAACUUUUAACCCACCUAAGAAAGGCCCACAAAACACCCACCGAAUAUGAAUACAGAUGUAUGGAGCAAGAUUGUAAGCAAAUUUACCAAAGCUUUUUUGCGUAUAGAACUCAUAUAAAACAACAUGAUAACAAAAGACGACACAAAAAAACAAGACUACCAAUAAGAGCAUCUGAAAUAGAGUCAUUAGACGACUCACAUCAACAUUUAAUCUUACCAUCUUCUUCAUAUUCAGUUUCUCAGCCAGAAUCUUUUUGUUCUAAGGAAGUGCAACACAAUUUUGAAAACACGAACCUUAAAUUCACUUUAUCAUUACAUUCCAAGUCGAAUAUCACAAGAAAAAAUGUAAUUUUCAUUCAAAACGAAUUGAGAAAUAAUGUUACAAUACCAAUUGCUUCAGAUUUAAAAUCCUUCGUUCCUCAUAUAUCUGAUAACAAAAAGUAUGAAUUUGAAUCCUACAUUUCUAAAAUAGAAAAUGCUUUUGAAGACACUAGAACUGAUUACAGAUUUUUAAAAAGACUAGAACAACUUUCUCUUUACAAAAAGCCAAUUAACUUUUGUUCAAAUGGGGAAAUUAAAGACGAUGAAUUAAAUUCGAAUUUGGCUGAUAUAGAUAACUUUAAAGGCAGUCUUUAUGACAUGAAAUUUCAACUUAAGACUUAUUUCGAAUGCGGAGAUAAUUUGAAGGUAACUUUGAGUAAUAUUGAAGAUUUAAAAAAAUCAAAGAACUUCAAUCAUUUCAUAAAUUCUUACUAUUGGAUUAGUAAAUUGCGACAUUUUGGUAAUAAAAUAGUUUUUCCGCUCUUUCUCUACGCUGACGCUUUCGAAAUUAACAAUAAUCAAGGAACACAUCGCGAACAAAUAUGUGGAAUUUAUUAUACUGUUCCAGUCAUUCCGAAAUACUGCCUAAGUUCACUAAACAAUAUUCUAGUAGCGGGAUUCAUUAAAGCUAAAGAUUUAAAAAAUUAUGGAAACCACAUUUGUCUUCAAAAGCUGAUAGAAAUAUUAAAGAGUUUAGAAACAGAUGGUAUUGAGAUAAGUACACAGAAUAAAACUAUACGAAUUUACUUUUCAUUAGGACAAGUAUUAGGUGAUAAUCUUGCGUUAAAGGAAAUAUUGGGCUACUCUCAGUCGUUUAGAAUCGAUAUGUUUUGUAGAUUUUGCAUUAUGAAAAGGGAAGAAACAGAAAUUGCAACGAAAGAAAAUAAAAGUAAAUUACGAGAUCGUUCAAAUUAUAACCAAUGUGUAAAUCAAGGGACUACCAAAGCAUAUGGAAUUAAAGAAGAUUCGAUCUUUAACUCGCUGAAUACGUAUCAUGUGACAGAUAAUAUUUCAACAGAUAUUAUGCAUGAUGUAUAUCUUGGCGUUUGCAAAUAUGACCUGUGUCAUAUUCUCAGAUAUUUCAUUUUUGAGAAAAAAUAUUUCACCCUUGCACAACUCAAUGAAAGGAAGCAAAAUUUUUCUUAUGGCGAUUACUUUUCAAACAAUCAAAGCCCACCAAUUAAAGAAAGUGAUAUUCGGAAUAAAAAAAAGAGUGCCCUGAAGAUGAAUGCUGCAGAGGUGAAAACCUUUCUUCACUUCUUGUUGUUAAUGAUUGGAGAUUACGUAAUAAUGUCCGAUCCGGUCUUUCAAUUUCUUUUAGUUUUGAUUAAAAUGAUUGACAUUAUGCAUCUACCACACUUUGAUGAACCCACUUUAGAAAUAUUAGGGAGUCUAAUUUCCGAUCACAAUGAAAUGUACAUUAAAUUGUUUGAUGACACGCUUAAGCCGAAACAUCAUCACUUGAUUCACUAUAUCAAUAUUAUAAGAAAUUGUGGACCUCUAACUGAUCUUUGGUGUUUUCGCUUCGAAUCAAAACACCAAGGAUUCAAAAGGUACGCUCAAGAUAUUUCAUCACGAGUUAAUAUCUGUUAUAGUUUAACUCUAAAAGCUGGAUUGAUGUUUGCAAAUUUGCUUUUGAACGAUUCUCUAUUUGGUGAAGAUAUUGAAUAUGUAGUGCAUAAAGAGAUAAGUAUGAAAAAUGAAAGUUACUUUGAGAUUUUGCCAGAUUCUUUCAAAAAGGAUGACAAGAUUCAAACUGUGAGAAAAUUAGUGUAUAAAAAUUUUAGAUAUAAUAUUGAUGAUUUCAUUUGUGUUCAAAAGAAGCUGUACAAAAUUGUCGAAAUGAUCUGUAAGGAAAAGAAAUGUUUUUUUAUAUGCCGCUCUGUUAAAGCCACAUUUGUGCAAAAGUUCCAAGCAUAUAAACUAUUAGAAGAAAAAGAAGAUUUUUAUGUGUUCGAACCAGAGGGCAUUAAUUACUCGUCAGAAGGAAAAUAUGUACAAGAUAAUGUUUAUAUUAGAUUUAUUUAAAAAUUAAUGGUAAUAAACUAUAUAUGUAAAAGUGCAUCAAUUGUUUUUCAAUGGGCAAAAAAUGGUGUUUUUAUUAAAAGGUGUAAAAUUUAAUACGAAAGAGUAAAAAUUAAUCUUUUUUCGAUUUAUCCGAAAAGAGUAAGUUUUAGU